UACAUGGCAACGUGUUUGAAGGAGUGGUAUGCUGUGGUAUAACAUAGUUGUUUCUAGAAGAUAUUCUUUUUCUAACUCGCGGAAAUAAAUCGACGAUGCCCUAAUCAAUGGCUCUUAAAAUUACAAACAAACUUGUGCAAAUUAUAAAAAUCUGUGAAACUUCCUUGUUUGCUCAAGUGGGAUUAGUUUUCUGAAUUGUUGACAGUCGUGUGACGCAAAUCGAAUGGAAAGCAUAACAAACAGAUUAUGAAAGGGUUGCUGGGGUAAUAAGCACCACUUGUUGGAAAUUUGUUAGUUUUUAGAUGAAAUUUCGACUUUCAUUCGUGACCAGGCCCAAUGUACGAGAUUAGUUUUUGGAAUCACUCGGAGCUAAGAUAUUCUGUUUGUUAUGUUUUAAGUAGGUUUUGCGUCAUACAAGUGUUAACAAUCCAGAAAACUGUUUCCAGUUGAGCUCAUAAGGAAAUGGAACGGCUUCUGUUAUAUUUGCACAAGUUAGAGUUUUUUUUCACCGGGGAUUUAGGAAUAGCCUUGUUUAAAUACAUGGUUCCACGCGUGCGAAACACACCUGCAGGAAAGACUUUUUGGUGCUUUAAAUACGGAUAACAGUUGGAGCAUUGCCAUAGUCGAAUAGGACAGCAAGAUGAAACAAGUGAUCAGUCUAGUGCUAUUCGGAUUGUUCUGCGGCAGCGCAGUGCUGACUGACGCUAGCGAUCAGAACAAACCGGAUGGAGCGUCCCAAUCUGGUCGCAUUGUAAAUGGAAAAGCAGUGAGCAUUGUUAAAUAUAAGUAUGCCUUGAGCUUGCGAGUUAACGGUGCUUUCGAUUGCGGAGCUACCAUCAUUACUAAUUCGCAUUCGUUGACUGCUGCGCAUUGUGUGUAUAAGUAUCCGUCCGAUCCAUCACGCGUAACUUUGUAUGGAGGAAGCACAUCCACUUCUUCUGGUGGAAUUGAAGUCCCCGUGGUCAGUAUAGCUCUUCAUCCUAAUUAUAAUCGUAAGGCGUUUCCCGCUGCAUCGGAUUGUGAUGUAGCUGUCCUUACUGUUCCUGUGAAUUCCUUCAGCGGAAGGCCAAACAUGGCCCCAUUAGCGCUGCAAACCAAUGAGCUGCCGGUCGGUACUGAGUGCUUCGUGAUUGGAUGGGGACGCACAGGUAAUAAUCAACCAGCGUCUGUAAAUCAAUUGCGCUACGCCAACAUGAAUAUUGUGUCACAGAGCACUUGUGCUACAAUGUGGGCUGAAUAUCGCAAGUUGUGCGGGACAUGCAAGCAAUCUAUUACCUCGAACAUGAUUUGUGCCAAAUACAACAAUGGUGUAGACACGUGCGGUGGAGACAGCGGCGGUGCGUUGGUGUGCGGAAGUGGAUUGGCGGGAGUUGUGUCGUUUAGUCAUCCUAGCUGUACUAGCGCAUGGCCAGCAGGAUUUGCUAAAAUUACUGCACCAAGUAUUCGUAGCUUUAUUCGCCAAUACGCUGAAAUCUAGAUUAUAGGAUUGUUGUAUAGCAGUAAUAAACAGAUGUGUAGUCCUUUAUUGCGUGAAAUUAUGUGUGUGUGCGUAUGUUGUUCUUCGUCUAUUUGGCAUAACGUCCUGCGCGUCUAAAUGUACAGGGUUUUCCAGAAGAAUAAAUAACGUAUACCAUCAACAAGGUCCAUGAAAGAGAACAGGCUGAAGCGUUUAGCGCCAUUUGACAGCGAGCCAUGGGAAAAUUUUGACAUUUCAAAUAAACAUUGUUUCUGGUCGUUGCUAUAGAUCGAAUUGGAGUCUUUUUUACUAUUUUGGACUCAUGUUUUGUUCCUAAUAACAUAAAUUCUAUGUUCUAUGGCUGAUUUAAUUCUAUAAUCUCUUAUAUCAUACGUCGCCGGGUACCAAGCAAAGGACGGAGUUUAAAAUAAAUUAGCGCGUGGCCACGGAGCUGAAAAAAUGUUGAAACAAUUUUCAACUUUGUCAAAAUUGCUUGUCAACUGUAAAAAAGAGCUUUUCUCGUGGCCGCACCAAAAACAUACACAAGAGCGACAAAAAGCUCCAACAUCUGAAUAUCAUCGAUAUUUUGUUUAAGAAGCACUAACUAGGUACAUAAAUCAAUUAGAAUCAUGCAUUUUAGUAUUAUUAUCAUAACAAUGGGUCACAACUGCGCCAAAUAGCUGUUUGUUUACGCUUUUUCACGAACGUCAAAUUUUGUCAGCUUUUGUCAACUUUUUUUCCUGGCUGCUCCAGGUUACAAAAUUUUGACAAAAGCUCAAAAAAGUGACAAAAGCUCACAUUUUGAAAAAUUUGUCAGCAUUUUGUCACUCCCGUGGCCUUUCGCUUAAUAGAUAGAUCAACUUAAUCACUCAAAGGCGAUUUUAAAAGCCUGCACUGAGGCUCCAAGUCAAAAAUAUGACAAACUUCAUUAAACACCCGAAUGGAGUUAAGGGGGUUUCUAAAGCCAUAUCCAUUUCGACUACGGUUCAGGGCAAGUCACUGACGAGAACGAAGCUGAAUAGCAGGCGCGUAAAAGUUUAACUGCUGGAGUAGGGAUGGACAGUCGAUGUUACAUUGCAGUAAACCAGCCACAAACAGUUGUUGCGCGGUACAGCGUCUGAUGUGGAGCGGUUGCAGUCCGAGGAGCAAAAGUCGUAUUUCAUAAGAUGGUAAUCGACUGCCAGGUAGCCAAGGUAACAACCAAAAUAACCAGCUCGAACUCUAUAGCUGAUUUGAGGCUGUUUAAUGAAAAAUCGUUCCGAUGUCGUACUUUGUGGCUGAUUAAGAGAUAAGAAGUACGUUGCGGAACUUUGGCGCUUUUUAACAAGCACUCGGUACUCUUUGGAACCUUGCGGCUGUUUGGCCGUAUGUGUAUGGUUCAUAAUGGAAAUUGAAGGCUUGUUAAGAUGAUGUGCCGAACUUUGUGGAACUUUAUAGCUUUUUAAUGUACGACAUCGGUACGAGGUGGCUCUUGUGAAAGUGUCAAAGACUGGUGCCGUAAAACAUCUCAUUGCUGCUGCACAAGUUAGAUAAGUUAAAUGAAGAAGGAAUAUUGUGUGCUGUGUUUGUGAUUUUUUAGUAGACUAUGUAAAA
This is a messenger RNA of Anopheles coluzzii, 3049 nucleotides long. RefSeq names its product trypsin beta-like. Gene Ontology annotation, biological process: proteolysis. Bases 641 to 1477 code for a protein of 278 amino acids. The transcript has 3 exons. The record is from RefSeq and is a predicted model, not a curated record. Gene Ontology annotation, molecular function: serine-type endopeptidase activity. Lineage: Eukaryota; Metazoa; Arthropoda; Insecta; Diptera; Culicidae.